Molecule: messenger RNA, 3799 nt
Organism: Spodoptera exigua (beet armyworm)
Lineage: Eukaryota; Metazoa; Arthropoda; Insecta; Lepidoptera; Noctuidae
Source: the annotation of a GenBank genome assembly
UUUUGAUAUUUGUUUGGUUUUGACGUGUAACCUAUUACUUUGACGCUUUCCCUUUAUUUACAAAGAAUUUAACAAAAAACUGCUUAGAAACUUUCCAAAAAUGUCGAGUGGUCAAUGGGAAGUUGUUGGGAAGAGCAAGAAGUCUCAGAAUGGCAAGAUAAAAACUAAAGAAGAUGAAAAGAAAGCUGUAAAAAAUGGACCGAAACUCGAGGAUGUCGGUGGGUAACUUUGGUUUUCCUAUGCAAUUUGCUGUUGUAGUACUAAAUGUUUCUCUAUUCAACAGAAUAAAUUAUUUGCUAUUUUACUGUAUGUUGUUAAUUCUAGACUCAAAAUGAUGUAUCAUAAAGUAAUAACAGCAUUAUUUUUGUAACAAACCUCAACGAUAGGUAUCAAUAUUGAAUAUUUUCGAAAUACCUAAUAUUUUAAAAUGCACAUGCAAGUGAGGCCAGACGCCGGUGAAAAAAUAUAUGACUACUAUAUAUUUGUAAUUAUUAGUUCCACAUUCCCAAAUUAAAUCAUUCUAUUCUGGAAUGGAAAUUGAUGAUGUAAAACCUGCUAAAGAGAAAAAGAAGGAUGGUGAUAAGAAGAAGAAACAAGACAAGAAAAAUGCUGAACCUCCCAAACCCAAGCCCCCCAAAACUAUUGAGGGUGCUCUAGAAAUAAUGGAUGCAGCAGAACUAGCCAACAUUAUAACGUCAAACAAAAUCCGCUUUUCUAAUGCCCCGCUUGUGUGGCUAAAAGAAGUAGCAGCCUUCCUUAAUUCUAAGACUCAAAUAGAUGUGGAAGACCCCACGUUUUCCUCAUAUCCCGCUCUUUUUCCGUUGUCUGCGGUCCCUGAUGAGAUCAGGAAAUCUCUGUCUGAUGUCCUACAUGACGCUGGAAAGGCCAACGCGCAGUUGUUCUUCGAUGUUACUCUAACAGCUCUAGCAAAUGACAUGAGCAGAGGUCAAUCCGUGAAUGGCCACAGACUAUUGUUACAAAUGCUAGCACAGGAUUAUCCGGAAUUCUGCGUCACCUCUGUACAAAAGAGUGCUAGUCUCCGGAACUCCUACCAGAACAGACCACCUAUCGGACUCUCCCUACUAUGGGCGUUCGGUCAGGGUGGUAACAGCGAUUUUGCUGUUGGCCUGAAAGCUUGGCAGGAAUUAUUCCUUCCUAUUAUCGAGCUUAAGAACUAUACCAAGUACGUAGUAGGAUACUUGUCGAACCUUCUAGACGAACACGGUACUAUGGAAAACACUAAAGUCAGCCAGGACCAGCUGUUUGCCAUGAUAGACAUGGUAAACAAUAAAAGGAGCGCUCUACCUAAGGAUCUGUCAAGUGACCUUAUCAAGCAAUUAAGUAAAUAUAAGGAUAUUUAUUUCAAUAAAAGCAAUAAUAAACUUCAAGUUACUUUCAAUCAACUUAUGAAGAAGUUGCCCAACCAGUAUCUGAGUGGUGCGUCCCUGGACCCAUACCACAGGGUGCUAGUAGACUGCUUGGUUGACUGCCUCGUGAGGGAUGACUCAUGUAACGCUACUUGGAGACAGCUCUUCCAUAGAUGUAGCAAACAGUCAGCUACAUUACUUGAUUAUAUUGAUGCUAAUUGGGAGGAAGUCAGCAAGAAACUGAGGCAGAAAUCUUUGAAAAUGACAGUUUUGCAAUACAAAGAAGUCUGCGGCGAAGCUCUGAAAGGCAAGAAGAAGGAUGAGACUGUUGUUAAAACAAAUAAAAUAUGCCAGGAUAUUCUAGACAGAAUGACAAGCACUAGAAGGUUCCCUUGGAUCUGGGCCAGCUUCUUCCUGCUGGUUGGCAUCGCUGGGCUGGUCUCAUAUGAUGUCUCCAGAGCUGGUGGCAAUUUUCCAAAAAGCGCAACAGGCCGUUUGCUCAACGACUUGGGUGUCUUGGAGCACAGUCAGCGUGCUUGGCAGAAGACGUUAUCGACGUCAGCUCGUGGCUAUCUCUGGUUAGAGACCAACGCACCGGUAUACUACACACAAACGGUAGAAACAUGCACCCCAUACGUGCUUCUCUCUAGAGAAUUCGCGUACGUGGCCUUGAAGAAGAUAGGAGUACUUUACACGAACACGAAGGACUACGUUGCCGAUAAAACCCCUGUGGUCGUGGCUACCAUAGAUCAGUAUGCGCCAGGCUUGGUCGAUAAUCUACAGAGUUACGCGUCGACUGGCUUCCAAACUAUCAAGAAGUACUCCAACGAUUACUAUCAGCUUACUGCUGAGUAUUUGAAGACUAAAGUAUUUGUAGGCGACUGGGCGCCAGAGAUACUGCAAAACAAGACAGAGACCGCUCUGAAUGUGACCCGGUCACAUGUGUCCUCAUACUUCCACUGGUUCCGGGAACAAGUGCACAUCUACUCCAAGAUACCCUGAAAAGUAACUCCUCUCUUUAGUGAUAACUGUGCUAAACAGACAGAGGACUGAGUUACUGUGCUAGUUGUGUCCAUUCUCAUCUCUUGUGCGACUGAUUGAUUAAUAUGAAAUGUGUUCAUUAACAAAGUUGUCUUCUAAUUACAAUAAAACAUUCCAAAAUCUUCUGUAACUAUAGUCGCAACUCAACUGUACUUAACAACUAUUUAGAUCUAGUAUAAUGUAAAUCAAGUCAUCUUGAUUUUAUUUGGUGAAUUUUGUAAAAUUUAUUGUUUAAUUUAUAACAAAAAUCAUUGAAUAAAGCAUUAUACAACACACCACACUCCUUGUCUACCCGUUAUUCAAAGUAGACCACGCAACAUGAACACAGUCCUCUGUCUGAACGUAUCCUUAUCAAACUGUUUUCUUUUAUUUUACAUUUCCUUUACGAUGAAAAAUUUAAAUCGAGUACAAUACACACAAUAGUGUCUGUAACAACGAACGGACCUAAUACAAAAUGUUUUAGCACACAAUGAUAUCAGAGAAGGAUAAAUAUUGUGCAAGCAAUUUAUGUAUAUCUCACUUGGAUGCAGGUAAUCCAAUAACUAAGAAACUACAUCUGAUCUCAUUGUGUACUAAAUGAUUUUGUUCGGACUUAUUUAUUUCUAAUCAUCAACAUUGUACACUCAAUUGUUUUUAAUUGAAUGCAAUAAUUAAAUCAUAUCAUCGAAGAAUAUAUUUUUACAAAAUUAAAUCCAUGACAAGGUCUACAAAAUUUUUAGUAGGUAUUUAUUUUAAAUAUGUAAUCUUGUAUUUGAAUACAUUCCUGAUGCAUUUAAAUACCUAACAGACUGGUGUCAUCUCACGAUUGUUCAUUAGUUACCUCUUAUUGUCAUCCAAAUAAUUCAUUGUUCAUUAUUGAAUCUUUUAACAAAUAAAUAAUAUAAUAGGGGUGUAAGCUUUUUGUAGUAUAUUUAUUUUGUGUUGAGAGAUCGUGUUUAAUAAGAUAUUUUGAAUGAAUUGAUAGAGGAACAACUUCAAAAUUGCGUUGUGUAGAUUAUUUGUAACUGUAUACCCAGACUUUCAUUCUUCCUGUAGUACUGAAAGAUUUGUUGAAGCUACUUUAAAAAAAAUACUCAUCAAUGUGGCUUCAACAUGAAGUACUGAACAAUGUUUGCAAUAAUUUACAAUUAAAACAUCAUAUGAAAUUUAUACAUUAUUUUCUUCAGUUCCAUUUAUUCUCAUAUAAACAAACUGAAGAGAAUAAUGUAUUUUCUCGCAUUGCCUAGUUUUUCCUCUGUUAGCUGUUUGAAUGAAUGAAAUACAAAAUUAUACAAACAUCCAGCGGACACAACAUUUUAAUUUAGAUACUUGUUCCACUGAAUAAUAUGAUAAAUGUUGUGUUGUACGAAAUAAUUGUAAGAAAUCACAAUUAAAUAUUGUUAGUGAUUUAA